AUGGGUGUCUGUUGGUGUAAAGACAAAAUAUCCGAUGAAGAGCCGCCGUACGCUACGUCGUCGGCGGGCUCCGGCAUUGGCUCUGUGGGCACUGAGCUGCGACCCCGAAUCCCAGAAGUGGUGGAUACAUUCAUCGUCGACAGGCUAGUCCUAGAGAUGCUCACACUGAUAGCCUCAUUUGUUGACAAUGAUGAAGAAUCUCCCGUAUCUCUGGUUAAAUUACACGUGAUCGCCGACAAAGAAGAUGGAUGGAUCCAGGUGGUUUCUUCUAUGGUUAACGUGAUCCCCCUGGAAGACCCAUUCGGCCCUUCUGCUAUCACCAUACUGUUCGACGAUUGUCCAUUACCGUCCAAAGAAUCCGUCAUUAGGGUGACUGAAUUAUUCGAGUUGUCGUCGCAGCGUGCGAAUACUGGUGAUUUGAAUGUAAGAGUGGAGCGGAACAUUUGCGUAGUGCUCGGCUGCAUUGCUGAGAAACUUGCCGGACCAAACAGUGUCGCAGUACUCACUGACAAAACACUCGAUUAUCUGCUCACAUUCUUGAUAACUCGUCGCGAAGCAUGUAUAGUGUUAUUUGCAUUGAUAGCUCUGGAGAAGUUUGCGCACACUACAGAGAAUAAGUUAACAAUCAAAAGUCGACUUGAACAGGAGCAGGUCAAUCCGCUACUUAUAUUAGAGGAGCUUGCUGAUAGCGAUGACUAUAUGUGGCGCCAGGUCGGCUUCUGUGCCAAAUGGACACUGGAUAACCUGUUUAUCGUCGAAGGCAGAGAACUGUCAUACGAAAAAGUUGAUAUGAGUGAGAUCAAUGUAAUUCUGAACUCCCAUGAUGUCAGCGAAUAUCUGAAGAUAUCGUGUAACGGUCUCGAGGCGCGCUGCGAUUCGUAUUCGUUCGAGAGCGUACGUUGUACGUUUCAAGUGGACGACGGGUGCUGGUACUAUGAAUCUGUCAUUAUCACGCCGGGCGUCAUGCAAAUCGGAUGGGCUACAAAAAAUAGUCAUUUCUUAAAUCAUGAAGGCUACGGUAUAGGCGACGAUUUAUACUCUCUCUCGUAUGACGGUUGCCGUAAGUUAGUAUGGCACAAAGCGCGGGCAUCCGCCGUGACCGAGGUGGCAGCGUGGCGGCCGGGCGACGUGCUCGGCUGCCUUAUAGACUUCCCCUCUAGAGAAGUCAUAUUCUCACUCAACGGCAAACGUCUACAAACUUGUCACGAGAUCUUCGAGACAACAAGAUGCGGAUUCUUCGCGGCUGCUAGUUUCAUGGCGUUUCAACAGUGCUUGUUCAAUUUUGGUAGCGAACCUUUCAAGUAUCCACCAGUAGACCGGCCCUUCUCUAUAUUCAACGAACAUGGGCACCUGACUGAUGAAGAAAAAAAGGUGGUGCCCAGGCGAGUAUAUUUGGAACAGCUUAGAUGUUCGAGUGUGAAGGAAGACUCUUGCACGCUCUGUUUCGAUGACACAGCAUGUUGUGUACUGGAGCCUUGCGGUCAUAGAGGAUUCUGCUCGGUGUGCACAUCUCAACUGAAAGAAUGCCCUAUGUGCCGCGCCGGUAUAUUGAACGUACGUCGUGAGGUCACAUGA
Molecule: messenger RNA, 1575 nt
Organism: Diatraea saccharalis (sugarcane borer)
Lineage: Eukaryota; Metazoa; Arthropoda; Insecta; Lepidoptera; Crambidae
Source: the annotation of a GenBank genome assembly